Molecule: messenger RNA, 2923 nt
Organism: Musca vetustissima
Lineage: Eukaryota; Metazoa; Arthropoda; Insecta; Diptera; Muscidae
Gene: pigeon
Product: protein pigeon
Exons: 8
Coding region: 1-2895 (964 amino acids)
Biological process (GO): positive regulation of amyloid-beta formation
Cellular component (GO): trans-Golgi network
Source: RefSeq, a predicted model, not a curated record
AUGUUAAGGCAGGAAAACUUGGCAGCUAAUUUUUGUGGAUUAUUGGCGAGCCAGGGAUACACAGAAAAGUCACUGGAAUGGCGAGUAUUAGGGCAAGAAAAGGAUGGUUCUAUGCUGGCCUCCUGGCAAUUUGAAAAGGUGGAUAGCGGAAAAAGAGAGACUUGCAUCGGACACUUCAACCCAAAUACCAAAACACUGCGUAUUCUGCAUCGACUAAAAGAAUGUGUCGAAGUUGUGCAGGCCACCGUAAAUAAUUCGGUCAGUCUUCUGGCCUACGUUGUAAAAAAAGUGUUUGAUGAAACAGAGUGUGAAUCGGACGCUUGUCAGCCUGGUCGCUCUUAUUACUAUGCAUAUAUUGUUGAAGUACGAUCUAAAGAACUGAGUCCCGAAUGCACAUCCUUACUGAAGGUACCGAGUAAGCGUCAAGUAUUAACGCAAUUCUUGUGGCGCACAGAAAACCGAUUUGAUAAGGUUUGGCAAGAUAAACUUCUGGUACUAACACAUGGAAUAAGCAUUCUCCAGUACACAUGUACAAUUAAAACAAGAGAUCUCACGGCACUUACUUUGGAUUUUGCCAACGAUGAUGAAUGGUAUCUGGAUCCAUCAAUAUUGACAGCUGAGUGCUUAGUAAAAAAAUUUACUUGGGCCCAAUGGGAUAGUGACAACCAAGCUCUUUACUACAUACAUAUGAAACCAAAGGCGAAGAGCAUUUCACUUAUGGAAUCUGAUGGCGACAAUGAAAACAGUGAGAAUGUAAUGAGUCCAACAUUAUCAGCAUUUCAGUUUAACGACAAGUUACCAACAGAAACGGUGUUGAAUAUACCCUUAAAUUUGCCCAAAUUACCAACUGGUUCAUUCCAUGACGACGAUGAUCCUACUUAUGAGGAUGACGUAGUACCACUCAGAGUUCACGACACGUCUUUAAACCUAAUUAUAUUGGCCGAUUCUAGUGGAAUGCUUUUCGUUUGCCAUUAUUAUCUGUACCAACCAAUACAGCCAAAAAAUGUCGACGAAAGUGAAACACCAUCUGCUGGAAGCUCAACGACGGCAUCAUCAGCAACAUCUGCAAAUGGUCGGAAAGUUGAUGUCCAUUUCGCUUACUCCGUUACUUUGCUGCAUCAUGGCUGUGUUGUGCAUUGUGUAAUGCCAGGUGUGCCUUGGGAGAAGGCCCGCCUGUUAAAGCCCACUUUUGCUUUACAUGGCUCCCAUCACUUGCUUGUAUUUCAGCCAGAUUUGUUUGUUCAUCUUUUGGACGUUGGUUUGACACAUGAACCUUGUUGUCACAUAGUAUGCCCGGCUCACAACCGAAAUCCACUAACCCACCUUGUUCCAUGCCGAAAAUGGGGUUCCAUGGCAUAUGAUACGGCCACAUUGGAUUUAGUGUCGUUGUCCGUACCACGUUCGCACCUUAUAGAAGCAUUUCGAAAUGAUACUUCCGUUGAUAAUAGAUUAAGUAUAAUACAUCAUUUUUUGGUUCACGCCUCGAACGAUCAAUUGGAUGUAUUGUCAGAACUUUUAAGUAUUAUAAUGGAACGACCAUUGUCCUUGGAUACCGUUGCUUUACUAAAAGAGUCUCUAGUUGCUGGCAGUUAUGCGGCAGCAUUACGCGGCCUACCAUCAGAUGCCAUAAGUAUGUCGAAGUUCUUGCCGCUAACUACAGCUGACGCAUCAAAACCGAUACAGGCAAGAGUGGCCGAUAUUAGCGUUGGUAUCUCUCAUGAGAGUCUGUGGAAUACUAGUAUGAUGCUAUUGUCCCCGCAACAACGUCUGUCGCCGUAUAAAGCUGAUAUUUGGACUCGUCUGUGGGAACACCUAAACGAUGCUGGACAAAAAGAAAAUUCGAAUUGUGCGAAUAGGCGCUUCACCGUAGAGCAAGUCAGUGAGAAAUUGAUGUUUUCCUUGGCCUGCUACCAGCCAGAAGCAUUGUCAAGAUGCACAACACCCCAAACGACUACUCCUGGUGCAGGUAGCGGGGGUUGUGGACUUAAUGACUUUUCUACGGCAAGUCGUCGCAGUUGCAAUGAAGUUAUGCCAUUUAUAGAAGUUGAAUCGUGCACUGCAACCAAACAGGAGCAUGUUAUGUCAGUGACGUUACGUGAGUUAAGUGUACACUUGGUAAAAAACUCGUCUAAGCCAAACAGUGGAUUUCGAUGGUUGAAAGAGACUUUCUUUGAAAGAUCUCAAGCUCCGGCACAUGUGCACGCUGUCGCAACACAGUAUGUUGCAUCACAAUUAGAUUUAUCUCGCUCCCUUUGUUCAUUAGUCUGCCGGGCUGCCGGUUUGGAUGCCAGACAUGAAACCUUUCGGGGAUUUCAAUUAAUAGACCAAAUGAGCAAUGGUCAACAACAUUCGCUUUUUCUUAUUUUGGAAAGAUAUUGUUUGGCUGUAGACUCUAUAGCAUUCCCUCUACCACAGGGAUUUGCCUCAUUCUUUACAUACCUCGGAUACAGGGCUCUAACGUUUGACAUGUUUCUGCAAUAUGUUCAGAAUUUUGUUUUCGAACUUCAAAUCGAUGUUAUGAAAGCAAUCAUAAGCGAUAUUGAUGACUCAAAAGAUGGUAUCGAAAAGAAAUUGUCAUUGUUGUCUGCAUUACCAAAGCAACGUGCUCAACGUUUACUUAAAAAUUGGAACCACCCUGAAAGUUUAAUGAUUAGAGGCCGAGAACACGCAGCGAAUAUUCUAUCAGGCAACCCCGUACAACAACGGAAGGGAAGUGUUUGUAAUAUGAACUCCCAACAACGAACGAAUGUUCGAAAUGGAAUUGCCGCAGACAAACUGUCACCAUUGGAUUCAUUUUUGGAUCUUCUAACUGCCAAAGCUAGUCUAAACGAAUUGGAUUACAAUUUACUUAUUGAAACUACAGUGUCAUCCAUGGAUCAUUUGAAUACAAAUUAAUUGUGUGCCAUCGUAUUUUCUCCAUAUG